Molecule: messenger RNA, 994 nt
Organism: Pangasianodon hypophthalmus (striped catfish)
Lineage: Eukaryota; Metazoa; Chordata; Actinopteri; Siluriformes; Pangasiidae
Gene: vox
Product: ventral homeobox
Exons: 3
Coding region: 68-853 (261 amino acids)
Biological process (GO): cell differentiation; regulation of transcription by RNA polymerase II
Cellular component (GO): nucleus
Molecular function (GO): RNA polymerase II cis-regulatory region sequence-specific DNA binding; DNA-binding transcription factor activity, RNA polymerase II-specific
Source: RefSeq, a predicted model, not a curated record
CUUCUAGGCCUUCACAACACUCUUGGGACUUUCACUGGAUACACCUUGGAACACCUCGAGCUGAAACAUGGUGAAAAACUUUUCCGUGGACUGGCUUGCCCAGAGCUAUCACGACUCCAAACAGGAUCUGGACCCAGUGGAGACUUCUCAGGCUCCUGUAAGGCGACAUGUGCCUUGUCUGGUCCAGCCGCGGCCUCCCACCUCUUACGACAAGGUUUACCUUCAGCCCAAACUGAAAUGUAGCCGGAUUGAGGAGAACACAAGCACAGAGGAACAGAAGGAGAAGGAAGGCACUGUGUUUACGCACUCAGCGCAGAGAAACUGCACCUCUCCAAGCUCUUCAGAGAACAGCGGUUACUCUUCUGGGUAUGAGAGCGAGGCCGCUGCGUCUGAGUGUCCCUCCAUUGAAGACGGAAGUGAGGGGGAGAGAGAUGGAGGCGCCCAGCGCAGAAUCAGGACCAAAUUCACUCCAGAGCAAAUUGAGAAGUUGGAGAAAAUCUUCAGGAAACACAAAUACCUGGAUGCGAGUGAGAGGGUUAAAACCGCACAGAAGCUCAACCUAUCCGAAACUCAGGUUCGGACUUGGUUUCAGAAUCGCAGGAUGAAACUGAAGCGUGAGGUUCAGGAGCUGAGGGCUGAAUACACUCUCCCCGCUUUGCCCCACGUCCUCUUCCCAGCGGUUCCUUCGCUUCCCUUCCACUACGGCGGACAGCGCGUGACUUUCCCCGCAGCUCCUCACGUGCCAAACCCGCACGUGAUCCCAGCCAUCCCUGUUCAUCACCGCGCCAUCCCGCACCAGCAGAUCAUUCCUCAGCACAGCCACCACAUGAUCCCCAUGCAGCAUUACUACUAGACUUCACAAAAUACCAUGGAGAAUAUGUGGACACUUGCAUUCUUUUUUACUGUUGACGUGCAACAUACAUGAUGUACAGUUUUGUAUAGAGAAUUAUCAAGAAAUUUGUAUAGAGUUUUAUGGUAAAAAGUUUAUUUAUUG